This is a messenger RNA of Adineta ricciae, 420 nucleotides long. The record is from the annotation of a GenBank genome assembly. Lineage: Eukaryota; Metazoa; Rotifera; Eurotatoria; Adinetida; Adinetidae.
AUGGAUGAUACAACACGUCUAACAAGCGAACAAUCGAUUAAAUUAUUUAUUCAACGUGACUAUUCCGAGGGUACAGCUGUUAAAUUUCAAGAACGUUUUCCCUCUGAGCUCGAAGGAAAAAUUGAUCGUGGAAAAUUCAUCGAUAUCAUUCGUCACAUCAAUUCAAUUUUUGAAGAAGCAGAAGCACUCUCAUGUAAAACAUUUACGGAAAACUGUUGUGCGUGUUUAACAGGUUAUUUAUUAUUACUUUGUAUGCCAACACAUUACGAAAAAUGUGUGAAACGCGCGGCACGAUACAUCUCAGAAGAGAAUGAACGCACAUUGAAUCCGAAAGGGAUAUUCAUGUUAGAUCCCAUGGAAAAAGGACUUCGUUGUAUUGAAGGAAACAUAUCUCCUCAGAUUCGGCUACAACAGACGUGA